GGGUAAUUCACUCAACCCUCAACAAAACACGCAUCGUAGCAACCGAUCCAUUGCUCCGAUACCGAAAGAGAAUUCCUAGUAUAGCAGCCAACGACACUAUUCUACCAUCCGAGGCCGUACGAUUUGGUACGCGAUUUAGCGUCUGGGGAGCCAUGUCACCUCUUCGUCAUGGGACUAUCUACAGAUCGAGGUAAAGUAAAGCAAGACAGCAUCCGGGUGUCCGGCAGCUCCGUGCGUUUGUGUCUGCGUCGCCCACCGGGCCCCCCUUUGACAGAAAGAGUCGAGGGGGGUACAGGUGGCGCGCGGGCACGGCGCUUCGGAGCUGUUGGUCUGAGAUAUACCGGUGAACUUGAUCUGGAUAAUACCAGCGAAAGGAUUUGCUUCUUGGAAACCCCCUAUAACCCUUCAACCUUGAGAAGGGCCAACUGACUCCUGCAGCUCUUCUGCUCGUGAUCCGUAAACAUGUCUACCGAUAAGAUCACGUUCCUCACCAACUGGUAGGCAUUGACCAUGAUUUCAAGUUGGAUGUCCGCGUGGAUCCGUUCCAGGACUGGAGCGGCUGACGCGAGCAUAUCAGGCACGCUACGCCAUACCAUGCGCCGCUUUACCUGGCCCAGGCCAAGGGCUUUUUCAAGGAGGAGGGCAUCAAGGUUGCUCUUCUCGAGCCCAACGACCCGAGCGAUGUCACGGAGAUCAUCGGCACCGGCAAAGUCGACCUUGGUUUCAAGGCCAUGAUUCAUACUCUGGCUGCCAAAGCCCGAAACUUUCCCGUGGUGUCCAUUGGCAGCCUCCUCGACGAGCCCUUCACCGGCGUCGUCUACCUCAAGGACUCGGGCAUCACCACCGACUUCCGCUCCCUCAAGGGCAAGCGCAUCGGCUACGUCGGCGAGUUUGGCAAGAUCCAGAUCGACGAGCUCACCUCGCACUACGGCCUCACCCCGGCCGACUACACCGCCGUGCGCUGCGGCAUGAACGUCUCCAAGGCCAUCAUCAAGGGCGAGAUCGACGCCGGCAUCGGCCUAGAGAACGUCCAGAUGGUCGAGCUCGAGGAGUGGCUGGACAGCCAGGGCCGCCCCAAGUCGGACGUGCAGAUGCUGCGCAUCGACGAGCUCGCCGAGCUCGGGUGCUGCUGCUUCUGCUCCAUCCUGUACAUUGGCAACGAGGGCUUCGUCGCGCAGAACCCGGACAAGGUCCGCGCCUUCAUGCGCGCCGUCAAGAGGGCGACCGACUUCGUGCUCGCCGACCCGCACGCCGCGUGGGCUGAGUACGUCGACUUCAAGCCCGUCAUGGGCACGCAGCUCAACUGGAAGAUCUUUGAGCGCAGCUACGCCUACUUCUCGCAGGACCUCAAGAACGUCAAGCGCGACUGGGACAAGGUCACCAAGUACGGCCAGCGCCUGCAGGUCCUGAGCCCGGACUUUGUGCCCAACUACACCAACGAGUUUCUCGGCUGGACGCUGGACGCCGACUCGGCGGACCCCACGGGCGACCAGAAGCGCAUGGUCGAGCUGCAGAAGGAUGUCGCCUGCUGCGGUGGCUUCCGCCGCUUGCCUCCCGCCGUCAAGGCCUAGACUGGAGUAAGCCGUGGAGCAAAAUACGAACCUCCCUCCAUGUUGGCGUCGAAUAACAAUGGCGCGGUCGCGAGGUCGGAGAAGGGCCGGAGACUCCCAACUACAUUUCUCUCGUUAAGAAGUUUCGCCUUAGCUCAAUAACGCAAGAGCAAACUCAAAUUGAAACAAUUCGCUCUUGAGUCAGUCCGUCUCUACUUGCUAUGCUGUGUACAUGUGGAUUCGAUAUCCGAGGAGAAAUGGUCAUUGAGCGUGAAGCCGAUCGCCACGCAAGUU
This is a messenger RNA of Purpureocillium takamizusanense, 1844 nucleotides long. It is a transcript of the gene nmt1, whose product is annotated as Glycylpeptide N-tetradecanoyltransferase, variant 2. Lineage: Eukaryota; Fungi; Ascomycota; Sordariomycetes; Hypocreales; Ophiocordycipitaceae. The record is from RefSeq and is a predicted model, not a curated record. The transcript is spliced from 3 exons. Gene Ontology annotation, biological process: thiamine biosynthetic process. Bases 732 to 1571 code for a protein of 279 amino acids.